Molecule: messenger RNA, 657 nt
Organism: Microthlaspi erraticum
Lineage: Eukaryota; Viridiplantae; Streptophyta; Magnoliopsida; Brassicales; Brassicaceae
Source: the annotation of a GenBank genome assembly
AUGAAUGCGGAUUUGGGUGAGCCUGAGUGCUAUUAUUUUGAGGAGUAUGAGGCUCCAAGGAUGAACCCCUCUGUUGUGGCUGCCCACAAGAGGAUUGGACUUCUCCAAAGGUUCAACAAGUGGCAAGGGAAAGCCAUGGAAAGAUGCAAAAGUCCAUGGACAAGAUGGAGGCUCCCUGCCCAAGAGCCUCACAGAGCCUCUUCAUUCGAGCCAAGGGAAGGAGAAGACAACUCACAGAGAAGGAGGAAGAGCUCUAAGGCCAGACGCUCCAACUCGACCACCGGACUCGAUCGAGUCCAAACAGAGGAAACUCAACUCGAUCGAGCUGAGGGUCGAGUUGACCUGGAGGAGCCCCUGUUUGAGAACCCUGGAUUCGAGUACGAUCCAACGCCCUACCAGGACUUCUCUCAGACCACUGGACUCCCUACAACCGUUCGAGCAAGCAGCUCCACCAAGGCCAAGGGAGCCACACACACUUCGAUGAAGAAGAAGAAGAAGAGGAGCCGCAAGCUCGAUCGAGUGAGCCGAACCCGGCGAGUGGAGCGUCUCCUGAUGGCCGUCUCCCUCUCCAGACCACGACCUUGCCUCCCAGUUCUUUGGGGGGCACUGAGGUAUCCAAACACCAACCCUUGUACAUACCAUUUCAUAUUUUCUUGA